AUGUCUGCGAGGCUGUCACCCACUGCCCGGCGGUUGCGUACCAUCAUAGUCACUGUACCGAUCAUUGGGGCAACGUCUCUGGUGCUGUACAAUCGUCUUGUUCUGGGUCAACCGCGACGGACAUUUCCCCGUGGAGACCCUACGCAGUCAGACAAGAAAAUUCUGGAGAUCAAGGGAGAGCCUCAGGGAUCCACGUGGAGAGCAGAGCGGAAAACCGAGGAAGCAAUAUGGGGAGAAAGUGGACAUGUUCCUGACUCAACAACACGCUCAUAA
Sparassis crispa is the source of this 273-nucleotide messenger RNA. RefSeq lists its product as hypothetical. The coding region runs from base 1 to 273 and encodes 90 amino acids. The transcript has 2 exons. The record is from RefSeq and is a predicted model, not a curated record. NCBI's taxonomy places the organism in Eukaryota, Fungi, Basidiomycota, Agaricomycetes, Polyporales, Sparassidaceae.